GGGUAGGGUUUAUGAAAUCAUCCAUCCCGCUGUUAAAAACCCCUCCCUGCCUAUCUUCCCAAAUCUUUCUAAUUGAAAAAAAGACAAAAAAGAAGACGAAGAAGAAGAAUGGAUUCGAAAAAGAGCAAGGUGAUUAGUGACCCGAGGUUCGCCUCAGUACAGUCGGAUCCUAGGUUUCAGAAUCCACCCAAGCAUAAAUCAAAGGUCACCAUUGAUUCUCGUUUCAAUCGGAUGUUCACUGAUAAAAAUUUCACUUCGUCGUCGACACGAAUUGAUAAGCGUGGCAAGGUUAAGAACAAGGAGGAUGCUGUUGCUAAGAAUCCUCUUAAGCAUUAUUACCGUCUCGAUGAUCAAGAGGAGCAGAAGAAGAAACGGGAAAAUGAGUCGGAGAGCGAAGAAGAAGAAGAAGAAGAAGAAGACGCUCAAAUUGCCAAGCGGAAAGGAAAUGUGGAAAGUCAAGACGAGGAGAGCGAGGAGAGCGAUGAGAGUGGGAGUGAAUUAGGGGAUUCGGAGAGUGAUGAUGGUGCUGAUGAGGACAAUUCUUCCACUGAUGAGGAGGUGGAGUAUUACUCGGAGGAAGAAAAUAAUCUUGCACUGGAGGAGAAUGUUCCGGAAAUUGAAAAUGAAACUCGUAGGCUUGCUGUGGUUAAUAUGGACUGGAAUCAAGUCAAGGCAGUGGACUUGUAUGUCUUGUUAAGCUCUUUCUUACCCAAAGGAGGACAAAUUAUCUCAGUAUCUGUCUACCCGUCCGAGUUUGGACUUAAGAGAAUGCAAGAGGAGGCAGUGCAUGGUCCAGUUGGAUUGUUUGAUGACGAUAAGGAUAAGGAUGCAAGUGAUGAUGAAGAUAACAAUGGCGACGGCGAGAUUGACAUUGAAAAGUUGAGGGCUUAUGAAUUAAGUAGGCUAAGAUACUAUUAUGCUGUGGUGGAAUGUGAUUCAAUUGCUACAGCAGAUUACAUUUACAAAAGCUGUGAUGGAGUUGAGGUUGAAAGAUCAUCAAAUAAGCUGGACCUAAGGUUUAUUCCAGAUUCUAUGGAAUUCAAGCACGCUCCUCGUGAUGUUGCUACUGAGGCACCAGGAAGCUACGAAGGCAACAAUUUUGAAACAAGAGCUCUGCAGCAGACCAAAGUUCGUCUUACAUGGGAUGAAGACGAACCACAACGUUCUAAGACCUUAAAAAGAAAAUAUAAUGCUGAACAGUUAGCAGAAUUGGAGUUGAAGGAGUUUUUGGCUUCUGAUGGAAGUGAAUCUGAUGAAAACGAGUAUGAUGACAAUGUGGAAGACGGGACUGACAGAAAAAAUAAGAAACAACAUAUGUACCGUGCUCUAAUCCAAUCUGGUGUUGCUUCUGAUGAAGAUGACGAGCAGGGUGGACAAGAAAUGGAGGUUACUUUCAAUACUGGCUUGGAGGAUAUAAGCAAGCAAAUUUUGGAAAAGAAAGAUAGACAAUCUGAGACAGUUUGGGAAGCUUAUCUUAGAAAAAGAAAAGAGAAAAAGAAGGCAAGUAAGAAUAGGUCCAAGUAUUCCUCAGAGGAUGAGAGUAGUGACUCAGACAGAGAACCAGUAGAAGAACCGGAUGACUUCUUUGUUGAAGAACCUCAUUCUAAACGAACUAAGGAAUCUAAAGGCAAAAGCAACAAUAAACGGAAGCAGCCUCAAGAAAUAACAAAAGAAGCAGAAGCAAGCAGAGCAGAGCUUGAAUUAUUGCUUGCUGAUGAAACUGGAGAUACAAACUUAAAGGGUUACAAUUUGAAGCCUAAAAAGUCUAAGGGUAAGAAGGGCAAAGAAAUUAUUGACGAGGAAAAACUACCAACAAUUGAUGAUGAUGAUCGGAAACGAUUUUCUAGUCUUCUUAAUACUCCUCUAUUUGCUUUGGAUCCAACUGAUCCUCAGUAUAAAAGGAGUGCAGCUUUUGCUCGGCAAGUCGCACAGAAGCAUAAGAUGGAAAAGGAUGAGGAAACAGGAAGAAAUGAAUCACCAAAAUUGCUCGAGCGAGCGCCUUUGUCUGUUGACCUAGGGGCGGGCAGGGAUGAGCAUGUACUUCCUGAAACACACAAAAGGAAAGACAAGCAUGAAAUAUCUUCAUUAGUGAAAUCAAUUAAGAUGAAGUCUAAACAACUUCCAGUGCCCUCCAGCGACAAGAUAUCCUGGAAGAAAGGAACUUCAAAAAAUAAAGGCGCAAAGAAGUCUAGAGUUCUGUGAAAGCAAUCACCAAAAGUUGAAGAGAAAGUUCACCCUCUUUUCUUAGAGUACCCAGGAAUUACAUGGCAGAAAAAUGCUGAAAAACAAGCAAUUGUCCAAGAAUAGUGGUUUUCGUUAAGGUAUUACAAUAUAUGUGGAUUUUUUUUUUUUGUAAUGUUAAAGUAAUUCUUAAGAUCAAACAUGACAAACAAAUAUAUUCUUAAGAUCAAAUGACAUUUGAGUUUGAGAAUAUAACCAAUUCUUCCGUGUGAAA
Daucus carota subsp. sativus is the source of this 2455-nucleotide messenger RNA. RefSeq names its product pre-rRNA-processing protein ESF1. The transcript is spliced from 7 exons. Gene Ontology annotation, biological process: rRNA processing. Gene Ontology annotation, cellular component: nucleus. Bases 109 to 2202 code for a protein of 697 amino acids. Lineage: Eukaryota; Viridiplantae; Streptophyta; Magnoliopsida; Apiales; Apiaceae. Gene Ontology annotation, molecular function: RNA binding. The record is from RefSeq and is a predicted model, not a curated record.